Molecule: messenger RNA, 1779 nt
Organism: Fusarium pseudograminearum CS3096
Lineage: Eukaryota; Fungi; Ascomycota; Sordariomycetes; Hypocreales; Nectriaceae
Exons: 5
Coding region: 1-1779 (592 amino acids)
Source: RefSeq, a predicted model, not a curated record
AUGGUCAGAGAGUGGUCGAGGGAGUCAUUCUCCCGCUACCCUCAUCACCCCUAUCUUCCUGAAAGAUUUGUUGGCGAUGGAAUCGACGACAGUCGAUUUUCCGAAGCACAGGACAUGCACCGCCGGCAACCUCCAAUUCAAAUUGACGAAGCCCUCCGACAAUCUUGUGGAAUAUCUGCUAGACGAUACUUCCUGGUUGUGGUCAUGGACGAUGGAAGCCCACAAACCUUCUCUGGGCCCGGCACCUCGGGAGUUCGAAGUGGCUAUGAGAAACAAUUCUUCGAUAUGGAAAAGUAUUUAAAGGUCGUUGACCGGUUGGAUGCUGGAGCAAGCCCCGUGAUCAACGAUGAUGUCAGUUAUGACGGCUACAGACAAUCCAUGGAUUUCCCACGAAACCGCAUGAUGGAUCGUCGACGAAUGUCCCAGUUUGACGAAUGGGAAACUCCAUCACGGCAGGGACGAAAGAGACCACGGGCUCGGCAUGGUAUUGCUGACGACGACGAUAUUCCUAUGACCGUGGCAACAACGAUACGAAAGGGCAUCAAGAUCGGAAAUUCCCUCGAUGUCGGCCUCUUCUAUGAGCUGCGAUUCAAGAAUUGCCAGCAGACGGCUUGCAAGCUCAUGGCAAAGGCAUGGGUAAAAGCUGUGGAGCCAAAGAAACAAUCAACACAUCCCUACACAGGAAGUGACGAGAAAGCGCCUGACUGGUGGCCAAAGCCUUGGGGUCCUACCAAAGAAGACAAGGUCCGCCACAAAGAGCCAGACCAUCUUUACAAGCGAGAACGAGUCCAUCUUCUGAACCAUAUCCUCAGAAUGAUCGUAGAACCCAACCAAAGGCAGCACCCCGACAUCCAGAAGUUGAAGCUCAACGUCCAGAAGUUGGAGGAGAUCACUAUCGAGGCCCUUUCGGGUUUCUUCGCAGACAAGGAUAACCCAGCAAAUGCAAAGAAGCGCCCCUUCUUAAACGAGAUUUUCAAAGUAGCUAAGCAGGAAGAAAGGUUUAAAAAGGAAGAAAUUGAUGGAAGUACCGAAGUCUUUGUGAUGGCAGAUGAUAAAAUUCCUGAAUCAUACCUAUCGAGCAACGAUGACCAUGGACCUACUCUCAAGGAAGAAGACGACCACGAUGCGACCCCAAACAAAUUAACGGCAGUCCAUGGACUCAUGCCCUCAUCAAACAGCCAUAGUGCAGGCACAUCACUUCACGGGACACCCUUCCUCGGCGGAGAUUUACCUGUAAGGGGUAACCAGUACACGCCCUCGACCAUGCCAGAAAUGCCACAGGAUCAACACGCCUUUGUCGAGAACACAGGCAUACCAGUCAAUGGCCAACCUUCAGUACACGCUACUGGUGGCAGCCUGACUAUGGACAUGGGUGUGCCUCCCGCACACGAUGCCAGUCGCCGAGCUUCCAUCUUUAGCGCCCAUUCAGAGUAUGGAGGCCAGAAUAAUACAGCAAUGUACACCCAGCAAUGGCAGCCCGGUUCCACAGCACCCAACUCUUCAUCCAUGUACACCUUUACACAGCAACCGCCCAGCCAACCGACGACAACAUUUGUCAGCUCUGGUGUUGCUAUGAAUCAGGCUCAGUCCUACAUGAACACCUCCUUCGAUGGGCUCGCUCGUGGAUACGAUCCAAACCAGACUCCCAUGUUCCGGACAGGCAGCGUGCCACAGCCCACACAAUUGCAUCCUGCCCAAGGUUACGAUUACAUGUCACACGAUAAUCGGGGACUUCCCGGCGUGAAAGUGGACGACGUACCUCGGCACGCCAUGCAUUAA